This is a messenger RNA of Callithrix jacchus (white-tufted-ear marmoset), 1762 nucleotides long. It is a transcript of the gene CYP2R1, whose product is annotated as cytochrome P450 family 2 subfamily R member 1. Gene Ontology annotation, cellular component: intracellular membrane-bounded organelle; cytoplasm. The record is from RefSeq and is a predicted model, not a curated record. Gene Ontology annotation, biological process: xenobiotic metabolic process. Gene Ontology annotation, molecular function: iron ion binding; heme binding; oxidoreductase activity, acting on paired donors, with incorporation or reduction of molecular oxygen, reduced flavin or flavoprotein as one donor, and incorporation of one atom of oxygen. Lineage: Eukaryota; Metazoa; Chordata; Mammalia; Primates; Cebidae.
CUGGCCAGGGCUGGGGCCUUCCUGGUUAGACUUACGGCCGCUCCUGACCCGAGUAGCCAGGAACUCUCCGUGUGCCGGCUGCCGUUUGAGAAAAACCCACUUCCCGGGUCUGGGAGGGAGAAGUCCGCGAUGACGUGCCCCCUGGGGCGGAAGCCCCGCCCCUGCCGGUGCCCCACUCCAGGCCGAGGCCCCAAGGCGAUCCAGGCCUGAUUUUCCCACCAGCGCCAGAGCUCUUGCUCCUGCGCCGUUUGGCUCGCCGGCCGCUCCGCCGCUUCGGGUCCGGGACUGACGCCAGCACUCAGGCGCUGGCGGCUUGCGAGUCGGCCUCGCAGCUCAGUGGAAGCUGCACGCGGCCUGUCUGAAAAUCAAGAUCUUCAGUUUAGAUCUUGGAGGCAUAUCAACUGUGGUUCUAAAUGGCUAUGAUAUAGUAAAGCAAUGCCUUGUUCAUCAAAGUGAAAUUUUUGCAGACAGACCAUGCCUUCCUUUAUUCAUGAAGAUGACAAAAAUGGGAGGCUUACUCAAUUCCAGAUAUGGCCGAGGAUGGGUGGAUCACAGAAGAAUAGCUGUAAACAGCUUUCGAUAUUUUGGAUAUGGCCAAAAGUCUUUUGAAUCUAAAAUCUUAGAAGAAACCAAAUUUUUCAUUGAUGCUAUUGAAACAUACAAAGGUAGACCUUUUGACUUUAAACAAUUAAUAACAAAUGCUGUUUCAAACAUAACCAAUCUGAUUAUUCUUGGAGAACGAUUCACUUACGAAGACACUGAUUUUCAGCACAUGAUUAAGUUAUUUAGUGAAAACGUGGAACUAGCUGCCAGUCCCUCAGUCUUCUUAUAUAAUGCUUUUCCAUGGAUUGGCAUCCUACCUUUUGGAAAACAUCAACAGCUCUUUAGAAAUGCAGCUGUGGUCUAUAAUUUUCUCUCCAGACUUAUUGAAAAAGCUUCAGUCAGCAGAAAGCCUCAGUUACCUCAGCAUUUUGUUGAUGCUUAUUUAGAUGAGAUGGAUCAAGGUAAAAAUGACCCAUCAUCUACUUUCUCCAAAGAAAACCUAAUUUUCUCAGUGGGUGAACUCAUCAUUGCUGGAACAGAAACUACAACCAAUGUGCUACGGUGGGCAAUUCUUUUCAUGGCCCUUUAUCCUAAUAUUCAAGGACAAGUUCAGAAAGAGAUUGAUUUAAUUAUGGGCCCCAAUGGGAAGCCUUCUUGGGAAGACAAAUGCAAAAUGCCUUAUACUGAGGCAGUUUUGCAUGAAGUUUUAAGAUUCUGUAACAUAGUUCCAUUAGGGAUUCUCCAUGCAACCUCUGAAGAUACAGUUGUACGUGGUUAUUCCAUUCCUAAAGGCACAACAGUAAUUACAAAUCUUUAUUCUGUACACUUUGAUGAAAAGUACUGGAGAGACCCAGAAGUAUUCCAUCCUGAGCGAUUUCUGGACAACAGUGGAUAUUUUGCCAAGAAGGAAGCUUUGAUUCCUUUUUCCCUAGGGAGAAGACAUUGUCUUGGAGAACAGUUGGCUCGGAUGGAAAUGUUUUUUUUUUUUACAGCAUUACUUCAGAGGUUUCAUUUGCAUUUUCCACAUGAACUAGUUCCAAAUCUGAAGCCUAGGUUAGGCAUGACGUUGCAGCCCCAACCAUACCUCAUCUGUGCCAAAAGACGCUGAUAGUGCCUGGAUGUUUUGGGGAACAAGGAUGUAUAUCGCCUUACGCCUGAACUUUGUUUAAUCAAAUCAGUGUGUGUAUUAGAAUAAAAGUCACAGCAUUAUAAAGCCAAA